Trichoderma harzianum CBS 226.95 is the source of this 885-nucleotide messenger RNA. RefSeq lists its product as hypothetical. The record is from RefSeq and is a predicted model, not a curated record. The transcript has 3 exons. Gene Ontology annotation, biological process: transmembrane transport. Bases 1 to 885 code for a protein of 294 amino acids. NCBI's taxonomy places the organism in Eukaryota, Fungi, Ascomycota, Sordariomycetes, Hypocreales, Hypocreaceae.
AUGGCUCAAUCCAAGCCUGCUAUUUCGCCCUGGGGCGGCGCUGUCGCCGGCGCAACCGGAGCCGUCAUAGCAAACGCCCUGGUAUAUCCUCUCGACAUCGUCAAGACUCGCCUGCAGGUCCAGGUGCGCUCCACCGACAAGUCCGAGACCGACGGCGAUUCGGUACACUACACCUCGACCUGGGACGCAAUCUCACGAAUCGUCGCCGAUGAGGGCAUCCAGGGCCUCUACGCCGGCAUGAACGGCUCCCUGGUGGGCGUUGCGUCCACCAACUUUGCUUACUUCUACUGGUACACCGUCGCCAGGACGCUCUACACAAAGUCGGCCGGCCCCUCUGCGGCGCCCUCCACGGCCGUCGAGCUCUCCCUGGGUGCUGCUGCAGGUGCUCUGGCACAGCUGUUUACGAUCCCCGUUGCGGUUGUGACGACUCGUCAGCAAACCGCGGCCAAGGCGGACAGAAAGGGCCUUUUCGCUACGGCUCAGGAGGUCAUCGAGGGACCGGAUGGCGUCAGUGGGCUUUGGAGGGGCCUCAAGGCCAGUCUUGUUCUUGUCGUCAACCCGGCCAUCACAUACGGUGCUUACGAGCGACUAAAAGGCAUCCUCUUCCCCGGGAAGAGCAAGCUGAAGCCUUGGGAGGCUUUCCUUCUGGGUGCCAUGUCUAAAGCCCUGGCAACGAUCUGUACCCAGCCCCUGAUUGUUGCCAAGGUGGGCUUGCAGUCAAAGCCGCCUCCGGAAAGGAAGGGAAAGCCAUUCAAGAGCUUUAUCGAGGUCAUGCAGUUCAUCAUCAAGCGCGAAGGUGUCCUCGGUCUCUUCAAGGGAAUGGGGCCCCAGAUUCUAAAGGGCCUGCUUGUCCAGGGCAUUUUGAUGAUGACAAAAGAAAAGUAA